Molecule: messenger RNA, 342 nt
Organism: Letharia columbiana
Lineage: Eukaryota; Fungi; Ascomycota; Lecanoromycetes; Lecanorales; Parmeliaceae
Exons: 3
Coding region: 1-342 (113 amino acids)
Biological process (GO): cytoplasmic translation; translational elongation
Cellular component (GO): ribosome; cytosolic large ribosomal subunit
Molecular function (GO): structural constituent of ribosome; protein kinase activator activity; ribonucleoprotein complex binding
Source: RefSeq, a predicted model, not a curated record
AUGUCUCACUCGGAGCUUGCAGCCUCAUAUGCCGCUCUCAUUCUCGCCGAUGACGACCUUGACAUUACUGCCGACAAACUCUAUACUCUUAUCAAAGCCGCCAGUGUCGAGGAUGUCGAACCGAUAUGGACCACCCUCUUUGCAAAGGCACUCGAGGGAAAGAACGUCAAAGAUAUGCUGCUGAACGUUGGAUCAGGGGGAGGAGCUGCCGCCGCGCCUGCUGGUGCUGCAAGCGGUGGAGGAGCUGCACCGGAUGCGCCUGCAGAGGAAGAGAAGAAGGCAGAGAAAGAAGAGGAGAAGGAGGAAUCGGACGAGGAUAUGGGCUUUGGCCUGUUCGACUGA